UCGACUGUAUCUUUCUCUACAGUUGUGAUCAUGGAUUCCAGUAAAAUACUCGUUAUUCUUUUAUUCUUCUGUUGCUUCAAUAACAUUUACAGUUAUUUCACACUGCCAGGACAAUGUCCUGAUGUACUAUAUUAUUUGCAAGAGGAUUUUAGAUUGGCUGAUUUCUACGGAAAGUGGUACCAGUCCUACCACUACUCCAGCGAUGGGCAGAACCAGAACAACUGUUCCUCUAUGGAGCUGAUGACGAGACCUUCGGGAAUCUACCUGAACAUCUCCAGGGUAGACCGUGGGCUGUUCCACCGGUUCAGCGUCGGGAAGUUGGACAUACCUGUCAAGGUGGAUGAUGCGGCGAGGCUGGAUCUCAUAUUUGGAUUUAAAAACGCACCUCGACGAUUAAAAACGAGAAGAUAUCCGUUUCAUGUCCUGGCGACUAACUACAAAUACUACGCUACUGUAUACACUUGUCAGUACAGCCCUCUUAUUGAUAAACAUUAUGUGUACGUAUGGGUAUUGUCAAGACAUCACACACUCAACGAAGUUUCAAAGGAGUUAGCACUGAAGCCACUCAGGGAAAUUGGAAUCAAAGAUUCGGACUUACUAAAAGAUGAGUUCGAUAAAUGUGAACCGAAAUACUACGAAGACUUUCCUGCGGAACCUCUGACAUUUAGAUUUCCUGUACCCAUUUAAAUAAAUAUUACUGACAAUGUUUUCAACU
Aricia agestis (brown argus) is the source of this 715-nucleotide messenger RNA. RefSeq names its product insecticyanin-A-like. Bases 31 to 687 code for a protein of 218 amino acids. Gene Ontology annotation, molecular function: pigment binding. Lineage: Eukaryota; Metazoa; Arthropoda; Insecta; Lepidoptera; Lycaenidae. The transcript has 4 exons. The record is from RefSeq and is a predicted model, not a curated record.